Messenger RNA from Alternaria atra, 1311 nucleotides. RefSeq lists its product as uncharacterized. The record is from RefSeq and is a predicted model, not a curated record. The coding region runs from base 1 to 1311 and encodes 436 amino acids. Gene Ontology annotation, biological process: regulation of transcription by RNA polymerase II. The transcript has 3 exons. Gene Ontology annotation, molecular function: RNA polymerase II cis-regulatory region sequence-specific DNA binding; DNA-binding transcription factor activity, RNA polymerase II-specific. NCBI's taxonomy places the organism in Eukaryota, Fungi, Ascomycota, Dothideomycetes, Pleosporales, Pleosporaceae.
AUGCAUCUCGCCAACAUCAUGCCUCCAUACGACACUUCACGGAAUGUCACCAACACUCCAGUCUCUCGCGAAUACCAGCCCACUUCAAACCACAUGGACAUGAACAUGCCUCUCUACUCCACCAACACCCUUACCAGCUCCGUCCCGUACCAAGCAGGAGCAUUUGCGUACGACGUUCCUACUUCGGUACCGGUAAACCCAUACAAUAUGCAACAAGCUUCUUACUAUUCACCGAACAUGCCACAUCCAGGCUCAUACGCCCAAUCACAUGAUGUCCAGGUCCCAACUCUGCCAGAUGUCCGACAUGUGUUCAACCCAAACGUCAAGUCUGAGGGCACAUCACCGGCACAGUCAAACCAAAUGUACGCCGAUCCGUCUUAUGGAACCGAGUUGAAGCGAUCCACCUCAGAGCCUACCGAAGGCAGUGGCAUCAACUUUGCCACCGACGUGGACACUCUCAUGAGGGCCAUCCAGGCGAAACAGACGAACCCGCCUCAAGAGAAUGAGCAGAAGGAUGAUGCAGCGAAGACUGCCCAGAAGCCCAGGAAGCGUUACCAGUGCACCGUACCCAACUGCAACAAGAGCUUCUAUCAAAAGACGCAUCUUGAGAUCCAUAUCCGCGCCCAUACAGGUGAUAAGCCAUUCCCUUGCAAAGCACCAGGAUGUGGCCAAUCAUUCUCGCAGCUGGGUAACCUCAAGACGCACGAGAGGCGUCACACAGGAGAGCGACCCUACAGCUGCGACAUCUGCGGCAAGACAUUUGCUCAACGUGGCAACGUUCGAGCCCACAAGAUUGUUCACCAACAGAUUAAGCCCUUCAGCUGUAAGCUGGACGACUGUGGCAAGCAGUUCACUCAACUAGGCAACCUCAAGUCCCACCAAAACAAGUUCCAUGCCGCUACGCUCAGGUAUCUUACCACGAAGUUUGCAACCAUCAACCCAGGCGAUUAUGUCUCGCAAGAGGACAAGGAGCUAUGGGAGUACUUUGCCUCGCUGUACAAGAACUCCAACAAGGGUAUCAAAGGUCGAGGCAAGGACAGGCGCAUCUCCGCCAUGUCGUCGUCUGCUUCUUCAUACCCCUCUUCCUAUGCCGCCAUGCCAAUGGCUUCCAUGUCUCGAGGCUACGCCAGCUCUUUCCACCAGCACAGCAGCGACCGCAGCAGUCGCUGUUCAUCGAUGUCUUCUGACACCAUUCCCAUACAACGGACAGACAGCGCAUACGAUUUCAGUGCACCAAUGCACAACGGAUACCACCAGCCCCAAGGCAAUGGCUACGAUGACAUGGUCUUCCCUGAGCGAAAGAUGUACUGA